Haplochromis burtoni (Burton's mouthbrooder) is the source of this 2086-nucleotide messenger RNA. RefSeq lists its product as uncharacterized. Gene Ontology annotation, molecular function: hydrolase activity, hydrolyzing N-glycosyl compounds. The transcript is spliced from 8 exons. The coding region runs from base 206 to 1219 and encodes 337 amino acids. Lineage: Eukaryota; Metazoa; Chordata; Actinopteri; Cichliformes; Cichlidae. The record is from RefSeq and is a predicted model, not a curated record.
CCAGCGGCAGAAGAAGACGAAGAAGAAGGACCCAGAAGCAGCCCGCCAAUUGUCUGUUUGUGUUUCUGUGGGACUUUGUAGCAGUGGCUGAUGUUUUGUCGACCUCUGUGGAAAGGGACAUUUCUUCUGCAAAAAGCGCUUUGUAGGAAGGAUUUAAGGAAGCAGUCUUUCCACAGGUUGUUUCCAGUUGAACCGGUUCCCGUCUAUGAGAGUGACCCACUGCAGGUUAUCCUUCUGUCACACUGCUGCAGGGUCCAGGAUGAGGAAGAAGCUGCUGUUGGAUGUGGACUGUGGCGUGGACGAUGCUCAGGCCAUCAUGAUGGCCCUGGCUGCCCCCAAUGUGCAGAUCUUGGGCAUUACCUGUGUGCAUGGAAACACCUCAGUGGAGAAUGUGUGUAAAAACGCACUGCGAGUCCUGCAAGCCUGCAGUCACCUCGAGAUUCCGGUGUUUAAAGGCGCUGCUAUGCCGAUCCUCGGCGACAGCGGCAUCAGCUCGGGGCACUUCCACGGGAAGGAUGGCCUGGGUGACGCUCCUGACUCCAAGGCUCCCGGUUUGGAGCUUGUUCAGAAGGAAAACGCUGCGAUUGCUAUGAUCAGGAUUGUAAACGAGAACCCAGGAGAGGUAUCUCUGGUUGCCACGGCACCCCUCACCAACUUGGCUCUGGCUGUGAAGAUGGAUCCAUCUCUGCCGAGCAAACUCAAAGGCCUCUACAUCAUGGGAGGCAACACUGAAUCUCGAGGGAACACCACAGUGUGUGGGGAGUUUAAUUUUGCUGUGGAUCCAGAAGCUGCAUACAUCGUGCUUAAAGAGUACCGCUGUCCCACCUACUUGGCCGGCUGGGAGUUCACCUGCUACAACAAGUUAACCUGGGAGUUCUGCGAUGAAUGGUUGGCGCAGAACACCAGUAAAGCUCGCUUCAUGAAGAAGAUCUUCCACCACAGCUACCAGGCGGCGCAGACUGAACGCUUGCAGAAAGAGUGCGUCGGCGGUUCAGGUUUCAUUUCCUGCGACUCGUAUGCAGUGGCUGCCGCCAUAGAUGAUUCGUUCAUCAUAGAAAGCGACCAAUACCCAGUCAGCGUGGAGCUGUCAGGCACGCACACCAGGGGCAUGAUGAUAGUAGACACUGUGGGUUUCCUGAAGGACGCUCGCGAGGUUUGUCUCAUGAGGAAGGUGGACUUGGAGAAGUUCAAGCAGAUGAUGAUGGCAGCUUUACAAUAAUAUUUAAAUCCGCCAGAAGCGGCACCUUUACAGGUUUGUUUUUAUGGGGCGGCUAACAUGGACGUCCAGGUUUGUGAAUGCGAUGAUUGAGGGUCCAAGUCCCUGUUCGAGUAUUAAAAUUGACAUAAUUUCCUUAGGGAUUAAUAAAGUAUUCUAAUUCUGUAUUCUGAUCAAACCACCAGUCGAUGAUUUGCUCAGCUAUAGUCAUGCCUUCAUAUGGAAGAGUUGCGUGGCAUGUAAAACACCCAUUAUUAUGUGAAAGAAUGCGGAGCCUAAAAUAAAGAGCCCUGCUUAACAGAAAGUUUAUAAUCACUGUUGUGAUCGGCCAAUCUCCCGCUAGGAUUUUAGAAAGCCUUUAUAUUUCCUUCAUAAUUACUGUGAUGGACAAGUGUUGUAGUUUUGCUACUGAAACAGACACAUCCCAUGAUAUCGAUGCUCAGAGUUAAUAAGAAGGAAAAAAAAGGUCUUGAAUAAAAAUCAGACUUAUCUUUAUUUAAUGACACUGAAUUUGAGCUCACUCUUAAAUGGACUCAAAAAUGAAGAGUUUGAGCCACAUCUGUUUUUGUUUUGUUUUUUAAUUAUAGUCUAAUUCUGAAGGCGUUGAACUGACUUUAAUUGUGGAAUGACCCAACUGUGAAGGUACAUGGGGAGGACAUGAAGAACUUGAUUUGCUUGUUCUGUGACUGAAGAAACUGUUUGCAAUGGUGGUCAUAAGUCAGCACCCUGCAUAGAGCAGAAACUGCAAGCUACACCUGGAAACUGACUAACAUAGCACUGCCUCUCUGUAGGACACCUCAUUUGUAUAAUGUUUAUACUGUAGACAAGUUUGCUAUCAAUCAGAAGUUCAAUAUAAUGUUUUGAAACAAA